Messenger RNA from Mesitornis unicolor (brown roatelo), 1238 nucleotides. RefSeq names its product serine/threonine kinase 11 (gene STK11). Gene Ontology annotation, biological process: positive regulation of vesicle transport along microtubule; glucose homeostasis; regulation of cell growth. Gene Ontology annotation, molecular function: ATP binding; protein serine/threonine kinase activity; protein kinase activator activity. The transcript is spliced from 7 exons. The annotation marks the transcript as partial. Gene Ontology annotation, cellular component: cytoplasm; nucleus. The record is from RefSeq and is a predicted model, not a curated record. Lineage: Eukaryota; Metazoa; Chordata; Aves; Mesitornithiformes; Mesitornithidae.
CCGAGUUGACUUGAACGAACCCUAACGGUGGGACCAGGUCGGAAGCAAAGUAAGUCCCAAACUGAGGGUAUCUGGUCAAAGAUACAUAUUGUUUUUAAAAGACAUUGUGUUACUGGAGCCGGGCCUGGAUCUUUUAGCAUCUGAUUGAGCUGGAAGCAGCUCGUAGGUUUUUUUUUGUUGUUGUUGUUUUUUUAUUCAUGUUUGUACAAUCUUCUGGAUUUUUUUUUUCAAGAAGGAGUAAAAGGGAGUGUUGGCAACUAACAAAUAGGAUUAAACCCCUCGGCGCUUAAGGAAACAGGUUAAGGAACUUAAUCCAGGAUGGAUAUGCAGGAGCCGCAGCAGCUGGGCAUGUUUGCGGAGGGCGAGCUGAUGUCUGUGGGCAUGGACACUUUCAUCCAUCGCAUCGACUCCACUGAGGUCAUCUACCAGCCACGGCGGAAAAGGGCCAAGCUCAUCGGCAAGUACCUGAUGGGAGACUUGCUUGGAGAAGGGUCUUACGGCAAAGUCAAGGAGAUGCUGGACUCUGAAACCCUCUGUAGGAGAGCUGUGAAAAUCCUGAAGAAGAAGAAGCUGCGCAGGAUUCCCAACGGGGAGGCAAACGUGAAAAAGGAAAUUCAGCUGCUGCGACGAUUACGGCACAAAAACGUUAUCCAGUUGGUAGAUGUAUUAUACAACGAAGAGAAGCAGAAAAUGUAUAUGGUGAUGGAGUACUGUGUGUGUGGGAUGCAGGAGAUGCUGGACAGUGUCCCAGAAAAGAGAUUUCCAGUUUUUCAGGCUCAUGGGUACUUUUGUCAGCUUAUCGACGGCUUAGAAUACUUGCACAGCCAAGGGAUUGUCCACAAGGAUAUAAAACCGGGGAACCUCCUGCUAACAACCAACGGGACACUAAAAAUAUCCGACUUGGGCGUAGCAGAGGCGCUGCAUCCGUUUGCAGAGGACGACACGUGCAGGACAAGCCAAGGGUCGCCAGCAUUCCAGCCACCAGAAAUCGCCAAUGGCCUUGACACCUUUUCUGGCUUUAAAGUAGACAUCUGGUCCGCAGGGGUCACGCUAUACAACAUUACAACGGGUCUGUAUCCUUUUGAAGGGGAUAAUAUCUAUAAGUUAUUUGAAAACAUCGGGAAAGGUGACUACGUGAUUCCAGAGGAUUGUGGUCCUCCACUCUCAGACUUGUUGAGAGGGAUGCUUGAAUAUGACCCAGCCAAGAGAUUUUCAAUACAACAGAUAAGGCAGCACAA